GGGCGGAAGUGACGUCGCGCGGGCGGGUCCGGCCGCGCACAAUGGGCCAUGGAGUUCCCUUUCGAUGUGGACGCGCUGCUCCCGGAGCGGAUCACCGUGCUGGACCAGCACCUGCGGCCCCCGGCCCGCCGACCCGGAACCACAACGCCGGCCCGCGUUGACCUGCAGCAGCAAAUCAUGACCAUUGUCGAUGAGCUGGGCAAGGCUUCUGCCAAGGCCCAGCAUCUUCCUGCCCCAAUCACCAGUGCGUCAAGGAUGCAGAGCAACCGCCACGUCAUCUACGUGCUCAAAGACACUUCUGCCCGGCCGGCUGGGAAGGGAGCCAUUGUUGGUUUCCUCAAAGUUGGAUACAAGAAGCUCUUUGUGCUGGAUGACCGCGAGGCUCACAAUGAGGUGGAACCGCUCUGCAUCCUGGACUUUUACAUACACGAGUCCCUGCAGCGUCAUGGCCACGGGCGAGAGCUCUUCCAGUACAUGCUGCAGAAGGAACGGGUUGAACCACAUCAGCUGGCCAUUGACCGACCCUCACAGAAGCUGCUGAAGUUCCUGAAUAAGCACUACAGCCUGGAGACCACAGUCCCACAGGUGAACAACUUCGUGAUCUUCGAAGGCUUCUUCGCGCAUCAGCACCGGCCCCCCGCCCCCUCUCUGAGGGCCUCGCGACUCUCCCGCGCCGCCGCCGAGCCCGCGCCCGCUGCCGACCGCCCGCCUCCUGCUGGCCACCGACCCCGGGGGCAGCCCGGCGCAGCGCCGCCGGACCAGCUCCCUUCCCCGCUCUGAUGAGAGUCGAUACUGACAGCCGCCCUCCCUCAGCGGCUCGGCCCCGCCUCCCUGCAUCUUCCAGACCCAGUGGACCCUGUCGGAGCCGUGGGAGUGCUCUGCCCCUCUCAGACGGCUGGGUCGUCAGGGUCCCACACGGCCUAGUACUGUAGCUUUUCUUAGCACCGAAGGGACCGCUGUUGGCCCAGCCCGGGCUCUGUACUCUCCGCAGCCUGAUCUGCCGCCAGACCCUGUGCUGGGCUGCGCAGAGCAUCUAGAGCAGCACGGGCUUGCCCAUCAGACUGCCCCCGGGGAGGGUGAAGGCCUCUGCCAGGGAGCCCCUGCGGGCGUCCUGCCCCCGGGUAAUCCGUGUCCCCUCAGUCCUGCUCUGUGCUGCGGCGUGAGCAAGCUCUGCCUCAGAGCAGCCCAGCUACACAGGACGGGCUCAGCGGCUCCCCAGUGGGGUCCACUCACCGUUGCCAAACUUCACCCCCACGUUUGUGUCAGGGAGCCCCCACACUCGUUACACCACCACUUCUGCCAGACCCAGACUCGCUGAAGUUUAGUUCUGGCAGAUCCCAGCAAACACCGGGGUGUUCAGUUAGAUCCUGGAACGCCCUGCAGUCCACCCCUGCCUGUGGCUCUGCUCACCCGCUCCUGUCUGGUGAGACGUCUCGCGUGGGGUGGGCGCCAGUCCCCCCGGCCUGCCCUCCUCCCUGGCCCUCACCCGUGCCCAGGGUCCAGACUGGCGUCGGCUCCCCGGCCCGGCCCCGCGUGUGUAGAUCAGGCCCUCCCACCACACUCCCCGCGUCCUCGGGAGCAGGCUCUCCCUCUCUCCCCACUCACGCCUCCCUCUUCUUUCCCCCUCACUGUUGUCUGAAUAAAGUGAAUUCUUUCUGUGUUUUCUAAA
This is a messenger RNA of Chinchilla lanigera (long-tailed chinchilla), 1669 nucleotides long. RefSeq names its product alpha tubulin acetyltransferase 1 (gene Atat1). Gene Ontology annotation, biological process: alpha-tubulin acetylation. Gene Ontology annotation, molecular function: tubulin N-acetyltransferase activity. NCBI's taxonomy places the organism in Eukaryota, Metazoa, Chordata, Mammalia, Rodentia, Chinchillidae. Gene Ontology annotation, cellular component: microtubule. The record is from RefSeq and is a predicted model, not a curated record.